UUUCAUUUGUGAGACCCGAGAGACCCAAUUCAUUCCCUUCAAUUCUUUCUCCUUUUUCCUCAUCAUUCUCUCUCUGAUCUCUUUCUCCCACCAGACCCGUCGAAGCUUCGAACACGCGGGCCCAAGCCCUCACACGACACCAGAGGCGAACGACGACACCGGAUUGUUCUUCUUUCCAUCGCUUUAUUAUUAUUGUGUGCUUUUGGAUUGUUCUUCUUUCACCACUGCUUUUAGUUUUGCUUUGCCUUUUAGGGUUUUUGUGUUUCGUCACCUCUGUAAUUCACCUCCUCUCUUCUUUCUUACCACGUUGAGAUUGCAUUUCGCGGCUUUUCAUGUUCCGGUGCUUCGUUUGUUUUGUUGGAAUUCGUACAUGUAUGCCUUUGAUUUCAUUAUUUUUUCUACAGUUUGAGCUUUCAAUUCUUUUCCUGUUUGGUUGUCGAGAAAAUUGAAGAGAAUUAUUUGGUGAUUGUGUGUGUGAGAAUUGUAGAAUUAACAACUCAUUUGAGCUAAAUGAGAUUUUGUUUCAUGUUUUGAGUCAGUUUAUAUAUGUGAAAUGGAGUUGUAUGCAUACUGUUACAUUUUUCUUUCUUUCUUUCUCCCCCCUUUCGUUUUGUUUUCUUGGUAACCAAACGGAAAAUAGUUGUGGUCUGUCUCUCGUGUAAGUUUUAGAGACUUUAUAGAACUGUUUACCUGGGUCCAUUGAUCGAUCAUGAAUAUAACGCACGUGGUGUGGUUACUAGCUUUGUUCUAAAACUUGUUGUUUGUAAAAUUGAAAGUAGCAUAUUACUGGGGUCUGGCUAGAUAUUCAUAUUUUCUAGUUAAGAUGAAGGGUUGCUAGAAUAUUUUCAUGUUUUGAUCUUUUGGGCAUUGCCUUUUAACUUGCUAGUAUUGUACUUUUGACAGUGGUAUUUCUUCUAUGCAGAAGUAUUUAGUGUAACAACAUUAGUUGGUUUCAGAGUUUUGACUGAUAGUGCUACUCUUGUUCAUGGAUAUAUGUGAAUAAAGUAUGUUUAGAAGCAUGGAUGAUGGUGUGGGGGAGGAGGUUACCCCACUGGAUGCAGUUGAACGUGAACACCUUCAAGGCAAAGAGAACGAGUUUUUUCUGAAACCCACAGGAGAAAUGUUGAAUUCACAGGAGAUGCUACUGCCAGGUGAGGGUGACUAUGCAAGGAGCUCGCAUCAGGAAUUUGAAGAAAUGUUAGAUGGUAAACAUGUACAGAGUUUAAACCGUGUUAUGCUACUGCCAGGUCACGACGUUACUUGGUCAUUUUGAUUCGGAUAGCACACUUGCCACAGCUAUGUCGGAUUUGCGCCAUAGGAUCCUUCCUCCAAAUUUUCUUUUGGAAAAUCCCAAGGAAGCUAGAUUCUGUCUAUGGCUACUUCAUCCCGAACCAUCAUCGCGCCCAACAACAAGGGAAAUCCUGCAAUCUGAAGUAGUUAAUGGAUUACAGGAAGCAUGUCCAGAGGAGUUGUCUUUAGCCAUUGACCAGGAUGAUGGUGAGUCAGAAUUACUAUUGCAUUUCCUCGAGUCAUUAAAAGAACAGAAGCAGAAGGAUGCCUCUAAGUUAGUGGAAGACAUACAGUGUUUUGAAGGAGAUAUUGAAGAAAUCGAGAGAAGACACCCUUCCAAACACUUGGCUCAUGAUGACUCCUCUGUGCAUGGAAAGCAAAAUGUAUCUGUUCACAGAGAGCCUUCUAGUUCAGAUAAGCUCUCCCAAUUGUCCCCUGUUUCUAACACAAGUGAAUCAAGAUUGAUGAAAAAUAUGAGUCAGCUUGAAAAUGCAUACUUCUCUAUGAGGUCCAAUAUUCAACUUCCUGAGACUGAUGUAGUAGUGCGCCAAGAUAACGAGUUAUUGAAAAAUCGUGAUAGUUGGUAUUUGGCUCAAAAAGAUGAAGAGAAACAGAAUUCAAGUGACUGCCUGGGAGCCUUUUUUGAUGGCUUGUGCAAGUAUGCCCGUUACAGUAAAUUUGAAGUGCGCAGAGUCGUAAGAAAUGGGGAAUUUAGUAAUUCUUCAAAUGUAAUAUGCUCCUUGAGUUUUGACAGGGAUGAAGACUACUUUGCAGCUGCUGGAGCUUCAAAGAAAAUAAAGAUAUUUGAGUUUAAUUCUCUCCUCAAUGAUUUUGUUGAUAUUCACUAUCCAGUGAUUGAGAUGUCAAACAAAUCAAAGAUCAGUUGUGUUUCCUGGAACAACUACAUCAAAAACUAUUUGGCCUCUACUGAUUAUGAUGGUGCAGUCAAGUUAUGGGAUGUUAGCACUGGUCAGGUUUUCUCUCAAUACAAUGAGCAUGAGAAGAGAGCAUGGUCCGUUGACUUUUCAAAAGUAUACCCCACUAAAUUAGCCAGUGGAAGUGAUGAUUGCUCUGUGAAACUGUGGAGCAUCAACGAGAAAAACUGUUUAGGAACUAUUAGGAGCCUUGCAAAUGUCUACUGUGUCCAGUUCUCUGCCCAUUCGACCCACUUACUGGCUUUUGGGUCUGCAGAUUACAGAACCUACUGUUAUGAUCUAAGAUAUGCUAAAACACCCUGGUGUGUAUUGGCCGGCCAUGGCAAAGCUGUAAGCUAUGUGAAAUUCUUGGAUUCAGAGACCCUUGUUUCUGCCUCCACUGACAACACUUUAAAACUAUGGGAUCUCAAGAGGAGUCUUUCUGCAAAUGCUUGCAGCUUAACAUUUACCGGCCAUACUAAUGAAAAGAUUGAUGUAGGCAUUGGAUCUUCAUCAUUUGCAAGAGGUGUCAUUGACCUUGUCUUGGGAUAUGUCACAAGCUUGGUGAUUGACCUGGCUAUUUCGAUAAAGGUUGAAGUGCCUGGGGCCGAGGGAAGCCAUCCAAAAUUGUUGACAAGGAUGAAGGUCUAGAAAAGUUUGAUGCUACAAAAUUAAGAAAGCUAAGACCAAGUUUCAAGCAAAACGAGGGCUCUGUUACUGCUGGCAAUGCUUCAAUCAUAAGUGAUGGUGCAGCUGCAUUAGUCCUAGUGAGUGGAGAGAAGGCACUUCAACUUGGAUUGCAAGUAAUUGCAAAGAUUCCAAUGAAUUGGAUUCCUAGUUCUAUUUUACUGUUGCUGAAACAUAGCUCAAAGAAGAUUAUCUUCGCAGGCACCUGAAUUCUUUACAACUGCUCCAGCCCUUGUGAUACCAAAAGCUAUUUCAAAUGCUAGUUUAGAUGCUUCUCAGAUUGAUUACUAUGAAAUAAAUGAAGCGUUUUCUGAAAGCCUUAACGUACAUGGUGGGGCUGUAUCAUUGGGACACCCAUUAGGAUGCAGUGGAGCUCAUAUCUUGGUCACAUUGUUAGGGGUAUUGAGACAUAAAAAGGGAAAGUACGGGGUUGGUGCCAUAUGCAACGGUGGCGGGGGAGCUUCUUCACUUGUUCUUGAGCUCAUGCCAAAUUAAUAUUGAAACAAGGAGAAAUUGAAAAACUGAUUGAUCCAAAGCUGGGAGGGGCCUAUGAUAUUACUCAGCUAAAAAGACUUGCCUUUGCUGCAUCACUUUGCAUAAGGCGACUCACAAAAUGGCGGCCUACCAUCACCAAGGGAUCAAAGAACCAGAAAGAAAAAAACAUAUAAAACUCUGCAGCAACAAUCUACUGCAGUAAUCUUGUUAUUCACUUUAAAGUUAAGUCUUCUGGCAACAACACCUCUGGCACUCUACAGAUUCCCUAGGUUGCUGUCAUGUUAGUCGAGAUGGUUUUUGGAACAGAAGUUCAAUAGCAAUGUGACAAGCGAAGUAGAAAAGGAUACUUAAGACUCCUUGAAAGUAGUAACUUUAUUUAUUUCUUUGUGUUGAAAGUAGUAACUUUUAACUAUGUUGAAUAUUUAAGACUCUUUGAAUACUUAAAGAAAAUUUUAUUGUUGAUGACAAUGUUGAAUGUUUUAAACUAAUUUGUGGAUUGUUAAUACAAUGUUGAAUGUUCUUA
Molecule: messenger RNA, 3909 nt
Organism: Humulus lupulus (European hop)
Lineage: Eukaryota; Viridiplantae; Streptophyta; Magnoliopsida; Rosales; Cannabaceae
Product: protein SPA1-RELATED 2-like
Exons: 15
Coding region: 1299-2855 (518 amino acids)
Biological process (GO): photomorphogenesis
Molecular function (GO): protein binding
Source: RefSeq, a predicted model, not a curated record